Messenger RNA from Orbicella faveolata, 2475 nucleotides. Its product is annotated as tyrosine-protein kinase BTK-like. Gene Ontology annotation, molecular function: protein tyrosine kinase activity; protein binding; ATP binding. Lineage: Eukaryota; Metazoa; Cnidaria; Anthozoa; Scleractinia; Merulinidae. The record is from RefSeq and is a predicted model, not a curated record. Gene Ontology annotation, biological process: protein phosphorylation; intracellular signal transduction.
ACGAUAAUACACUUUAUUAUUGCAUCCACCACGAUGAAUAACAACAACCUUUUCCUUGACAGAAAUGUUAUGUUUUUGGAGAGGAAGAACACACGCUUGUAACUCAAGAUGGCAGACACAAGAGGAUACGUUAAUGAGCGUGCGCACAUGGCAAUAACCGCUGUAUACAGUGUACUACAUAUCAGUAUUCUGGAAAUUAUUGCGAUAAUUGUUUAAAAGGAGAUUUGUUUCCUGGAGAUGUCAAUGGAGACUUAGCCUGGGGCUGCCUAAGUGAAAGCCUUAAAUUCCAUAGGAUGUUCAUGGUACCGGCGGUGGUGAUUGUUUUCUUUAAGUCUGUUUCACAUCAGCCCUAUAAAACUGCAGAUUUGCCCUUGCAAAUUUGCAUGGCUAGAAUGAGUACAGAACAUUAUGUCAGAGUAUGGUGGAUGAUACUGGCCAAAAUUACACACAGCAAAUGUCAGAACCAGGAACGUAGUGUGACAAUAUAAUUAUUCUGGCAGUAUCCAAUGCUUUUAACUGUACUGACUCGAAUGCACUCAGCUAAUCCAUGAUUAUUACUAGUCGAUAUAUUGCUGAAAUAUCGCAAGAGCGAAGAGCGAUAUUCAACAGUUACCUUUUGCAUGACUUUUUCACAAUACAAGAAGUGUUUCAGAAAUGUUGCCAAAAAAAAUACUCCAAAUUUUUCAGGUAAAUGAAUAGCAUGACCAAAACACAGUUUCCUUGAUAUGGAAACCCAUGAUAUACUGCAUUCUACAGCAAAAUUUUGAAAAAGUCCAGGCACUUUUUUCAAAAGCAGCAAAAUAGUUGAAAUGUGGGAUAAAAUGAUAUUAUUAUUUACAUAGUAUUUUUUUUACAUAUUUUGCAUUCACCUUGUUUAAAAUGACUGCUAAAUUUCAAUUAUCAUUCAACCAUAUAUGUGAAAAAAGCAGCUGCCAGAAAAUAAACUACUCAAAGGUGGUGGCCCCUUUGGCCUGCAUAGUCUUAAAGUAACAGGGACUAUAACUUAUUUCUUUCUUGUUCUAUUUAUUACUACUUUCUUAAUUACAUUUAUAUGAUCAUUUAAAUCAAUUUAUUCAAUGUUUGCUGACUUUCUUUUAGGGAGAACAUCUUACAAUUGUUGAUAAACAGCAAGAUCAUUGGUGGAUAGCCAAAAAUUCCAGAGGGGAGCAGGGUUACAUUCCAAGUAAUUAUGUCAGGAGACAAGGAUUGGAAAGUGAAAGCUGGUUCCAACCUGAAAUGUCAAGACAAUUGUGUGAGGAUAUUUUAAAGAAAGAGGGAAAAGAAGGUUGUUUUGUGGUUCGAAAUUCAAGCAGAGAGGGAAUGUACACAGUGUCUGUUCUACAUGGUGAUCAUGUUCGUCAUUAUCACAUUAAGAAAGACAAUGGACAGCUGUAUAUAUCAGACAGACACAGAUAUCCUACCGUGCCUGAACUUAUCAACUACCAUCAGCAUAACAGUGGAGGUUUAGUUACUAGAUUACGGCAGCCCCCUUCAUUUGGUCAAGCUCCUGUUGCAGCGUUUGGACAUGAUAUAUGGGAAGUGCCCAGAUCAGAAAUUGUUCUUGGCGAUGAGCUGGGUACAGGACAGUUUGGGACUGUGAGAAAAGGUACAUAUCGGGGAAAAAAGACUGUAGCUGUUAAAAUGAUGAAAGAAGGUGCGAUGUCUGAGGAUGACUUCAUAGAUGAAGCAAAAGUUAUGACGCAAUUCCAGCAUCCUCAUCUUGUGCAGCUCUAUGGUGUUUGCAGUGAGAAGCCGAUUUAUAUCAUCACGGAGUUCAUGUCCCAAGGGUGUCUUUUGCACUACUUGCGGAAAAAUCAUACUCGCCUGCAGUCUUCUCAGAUGACAGAAAUGGUUCGCCAAGUGUCAUCAGCCAUGAAGUAUCUGGAAAGUAGAAACUUUAUUCACAGGGAUUUAGCGGCAAGAAACUGUCUCAUAGGAGAUAAUAACAUUGUAAAAGUGGCGGAUUUUGGGUUAGCAAGAUACGUCAUCGAUGAUGAGUACACUGCAUCAGAAGGCACCAAGUUUCCAAUAAAAUGGGCAUCCCCUGAGGUCAUUCUUUACACCAAGUUUAGCAGUAAAUCGGACAUCUGGGCUUUUGGUAUUCUAACGUGGGAAAUCUUCAGUGCGGGAAAGCAGCCUUAUCCUGCCAUCAACAAUCAAGAUGUGGUUCAGAAGGUCGUCAAUGGUUACCGGCUUCAAAAACCCACCAGGUGUCCUGAUGAGAUGUACAGGAUUAUAGAAAGGUGCUGGCACGGGGAGCCAGAGCAGAGACCUACCUUUGCAGCAGUUAACAAAAGCAUUCUGGAUUUUGUGGGUGAAGAUUACGACGAAACCUCUGAAUAAGGCCGUGCUGUGGCCGCAAAAAUGGAUAACGAUGAAUUUAUACGGAAAUUAUUUUAGUAUCUUUAGUCAGGAGAAAUGCAUUUUUGUAGUAAAGUGGCGUUGGAUAUUCUUGACGCAUGGCGAAUUUAAUAC